UUGCGGUGUGCGCGGGUGGUGCUGGGAAGUGAAGAAGGACCCGGCUGAAUUUUCGGUGGGCUUGGAGCCGCCAUCUUUAAGUGCGAGCCAGCCUGUUCCGCGAGGGGAAAACGGAUGCGGCGCCGGCCCCGGUGGCCGCAAAAUGGAUACCAUGGCGAGCCCAGAGAAAGAUCAUUACAGAAUGAAAAGUUAUAAAAACAAUGCCCUGAAUCCCCAAGAAAUGCGGCGACGAAGAGAAGAGGAAGGCAUUCAACUUCGGAAGCAGAAAAGAGAAGAACAAUUAUUUAAACGCAGAAAUGUUUCUUUACUGGGAAAUGAAGAAUCAAUGCACGAAAGUCCAAUCCAGGAUCCUGAUGUGAGCUCUACUGUACCUAUUCCUGAGGAAGAUGUAAUUACAUCUGAUAUGGUACAGAUGGUUUUCUCAGAUGAUCCUAACCAACAACUUGCAGCUACGCAGAGAUUUAGAAAACUGCUUUCUAAGGAGCCUAAUCCUCCAAUAGAUGAAGUCAUACAAAAACCAGGAGUUGUACAAAGAUUUGUGAAAUUUCUGGAAAAGAAUGAGAAUUGUACUCUUCAGUUUGAAGCAGCAUGGGCUCUUACAAAUAUAGCAUCUGGAACAUUUCUACACACAAAAGUAGUAAUUGAGACUGGGGCCGUUCCAAUUUUCAUUAAAUUGUUGAAUUCUGAACAUGAAGAUGUCCAAGAACAGGCAGUGUGGGCUCUUGGUAACAUUGCUGGUGACAAUGCAGAAUGCAGAGAUUAUGUGUUAAGCUGUGGAAUACUUCCCCCUCUAUUACAACUCCUGAUGCAUUCUAACAGACUUACAACAACUAGAAAUGCUGUCUGGGCACUUUCAAACCUCUGUAGAGGCAAGAAUCCACCUCCAGAUUUUAGUAAGGUUCGUCCUUGCUUAGGUGUUCUGUCAAGAUUGUUGUUUAGCAGCGAUCCAGAUGUAUUAGCAGAUGCUUGCUGGGCCCUCUCUUACCUUUCAGAUGGGCCAAAUGAUAAAAUCCAAGCGGUUAUAGAUUCUGGAGUCUGCCGAAGAUUAGUUGAACUUCUUAUGCACAAUGAUUACAAGGUGGUGUCUCCUGCAUUGAGAGCAGUUGGAAAUAUUGUGACUGGUGAUGAUAUUCAAACACAGCAAGUUGUACAAUCUGUAAUGUAUGCAAUGUAUGGCUAUGAAAGCUGGACCAUAAGGAAGGCUGAGCACCAAAGGAUUGAGGCCUUUGAAUUGUGGUGCUGGAAGAGACUCCUGCGAGUCCCUUGGACAGCAAGUCCCAAGGAAUCUAUUCGGAAGGAAGCAUGCUGGACAGUUUCUAAUAUUACUGCUGGAAACAGAGCUCAAAUUCAGGCUGUUAUAGAUGCAAACAUAUUUCCAGUAUUGAUUGAAAUUCUUCAGAAAGCUGAAUUUCGGACCAUCAAGGAAGCAGCAUGGGCCAUCACUAAUGCAACAUCAGGAGGGACUCCUGAACAAAUUAGUUACUUGGUGGCAUUGGGUUGUACCAAGCCUCUCUGUGAUCUUCUGACCGUGAUGGAUUCUAAAAUAGUCCAGGUGGCCUUGAAUGGACUUGAAAACAUUCUACGACAUGGAGAGCAAGAAUCUAAGCAAAAUGGGAUUGGAAUUAAUCCUUACUGUGCCCGCAUAGAGGAAGCAUAUGGACUAGAUAAAAUUGAAAUACUUCAAAGUCAUGAAAACCAAGAAAUCUAUCAGAAAGCAUUUGAUCUUAUUGAGCAUUAUUUUGGUGUGGAAGAGGAGGAUGCAAAUAUUGUACCACAAGUGGAUGAAAGCGAGCAGCAGUUUCUGUUUCAACAACAGGAAGCUCCAAUGGAGGGAUUCCAGUUGUAACUAUUCAGACAAAUGCCAAAUCAGUAGUACGUUGUGGUGGCCUCCACUUGCUGGCCAGACCAGGAAAGUUGAGAAUAUUUUGCUGAAGACAAAGAAGCAGGUCAUGCACUUACAUGUUCCAUUAUUUUUAUAUGUGUAUUUCCAUUGUCUUGUCCAGAAAUACAGAUUUAAUCACACUUAAACAAUCUUAGGAAGCUUGAACAAUGACCUCAGUAGUACAUCAGGUACUGAUACCAAGUUUUUCAAGCAGUUGGUAAAAAUGCAUCACUAUGCAUAAGCAGCUGUUGAUAUUUUGAAUUUUAGCAGGAGGGGUCAUGUGCCCAGUUGACACUAAAUCUACCUCUUUACAUUGGAGCAAAAAUGCUGUUUCAAAAUUAAAGUGUAACAUAAAAGCUCCUGGUAAAAGCUAAACUUAGAAUGUGAAAAUUUAUUUAUUGAAAUAGUGAAAAUAUAGUUUUAUGUGUGAUACUUUGCGAUAAACUGGUGAAAUAUAUUUAUAUUUGAAAGAAAAACACUUUAGGAUGCACUGCUGGUUACAUGACAUAACAGUAAAAUAUAGCAAAAUAAUAAAAUUCUGUGAAAAAAGAGAUGGUAGCUAGUUCCGAUUUGUAUUUUCCAUUGGCCUUGCUGCCUAUCCAUGUAAGCAAAGUGCCCUCUCCUUCUUUUUAUUUCUUCAGUUGUGUUGAAAAUAGAGUUGCUGGUUUUUUUAAUUGGCCAUAAAAGCUGUACCUUUAACAGCAAGUUGAUGUGUGACAAGACAGUGUUCAUUUCUGUGCUGUGAAAAGCUUUUAUCUGUUGGUUUAAGCCCAUCAAAUUGUUGUUAAAAGCACAAGAGCAGGCCAAGCUGUAUUUUCUGCUCAGUUGACAGACCUGAUGAUAAACUGAGGUGGGGGCAAGGUAUUUAUAAUUACCUACUAAGUACUAGAUUUUUGCAAGGGCAAGGGAAGGUUUCUAUAGUUGCUUUCUAGGAAAUGUGAAUAGAAAUCUUCAUGUUUAACUUAAAUGCUACCAAAGUGUGUGAAGCCACAAUAUUCCCUUUUCUUGAAAAACUGACUACAUGUUUUAUUUACACACAGUUAAUAUAUUGCUUGACCAAAUAUACUAAUACAUAUCAUUUGCUUUCUUUUUGUAAGAUUUGUCCAUUGAAAAACACUUUAUUUUAAACAGGCCACCAAAACUGUUUGUUACAACUUAAUACUAAUGCUGCAUUAGAAAAGUACAUUUUCUUGCUGAUUGAAGGAAAAUUGUCUUUAUGUAAAUACUAGUAGUUUCUUGAACAUGGACAUUUCUGAUAAAGUAUGAAAAAUGCUUAACACUGUAUGAUGCCAGGUAGUUUAAAAAACACUAAAAUGAGAACCUGGAGCCAAUUUUGUUGUAGAAUUUAAAUCCAUCUUAAGUUUUUUUUUCCUGUAUAGCACAAUUAAAGUACUCUGAAUAAUUUUGCAUAUCAGAAAUGUCCUGACCUAUGCGACUUUUUCAAAGUUGUAUAUAAUUGCAGUUGAUUGCCUUUUUUCAUAGUGUUGUAUAACUUUAAAAAUUGAUGCACUCCAAAAUCUACCUGCCAACAGAUUCAAAUUUGCAAGUUGAAACAUGGUUCUUUCAGCCUCAUUUCCCAUUUAUGAUCUAUGCGGGGACAUGUCAUAAGAAAGCUACAGAGAGGUUAUUAUAUGGCAAAAAGAAAAAAAAAGCUAUAGCUGCCACUCUGCCUGUACAUAAUGCAUAGCUGUUGACAGAAAGCCCCUUUUUGUUCAUUGUCAGAGCAUUACCAUGGGGGAUUUCUGAACAAAACCACUUAUCAGGUGUUACACAGGUCAGGAGCAAGUAGGGUGCCCAAAUUUAAGUGCUUCCUACAUACCAGAGGAAACACGGAAGUCUCUUCUUCUGUCUAAGUUACGAGAACUAGAAGUAAAAAUUAAUACACAGCCUUCUGCUUUGUUCCUGUAUCUCUGUGGUGCAGCCAUAGUCUUCAGUCUUCAUAGUCUUCAGAGGCAAUGUAAUAGCAAUAUUUACUUGGAUUAUGGGAUUGUAUUAGAUAUUGAUCUAAUGUAAGUCCCAUUAAUUUCAAUGGAGAAUCCCUAUAAGUAGAACUAAAACUAUACAAUCCAUGGAGUUCACAUUUGCCUUUGAAGAUGCUCUAAAAUGAACAGUCAACUGCAAUUUAUAAAUUGUGUAUAUAUAUAUAUACACACCCCACUAAUAGUGGUAUAUAUGUGUGUGUGCGCGCGCGCGCGUGUGUGUGUGUGUGUGUGUAUAUAUAUAUAUAUAUAAAUAGUGGUGUAUAAGUGUCAGUUGAAUACUUGCUGGGAGGUAAGGUAAAAAGUGGGUAUAAUAGUGCAUUUAACUCUGAAUUUUGUAGCUUUGAGCAGACAGUGUCUAAUGUUAAGAGUGAAUUUGUCCCCUCAUUAACAUUUUUAGUUUGGAACAUUGGCGUUUAUGGGUUCUGCAUCAUUCAUUCCAAAUACAGGUUAAUGAAAAUGGUUAGUGAAAACCAAAUUGAUCAGAAUUACUCUUAUGUAAGCAAACAGGGUUAACAGGGUAUUCCAUUGUUUUGGUGUAUCAAAAUUUUGCCAGUUGUGCCUGCUCCUAUUUUGAGAAACCAGUAGAUGCUGUCUUCUCAAUGUUUUCAUCUGAACCAGAUCUAAAAAUAUAUACAAAUUGUAGAAGAAAUUAAAAACAUCAGAAGUAAACAAAUUUUAAAUGCAUCUAAUUGUUUUGAAAGGAUAUCUUUCUCUAGUAUAUAUCAUGAAUAUAAACACUUCAGAAUGCCUCUCAUAUUGCUGAGGGUCUAAUGUGGUCUGUUUUGAACUUUAAAUAGUAGUCUUAGCUUACCAUUGAAUUCUUAUAUGCUGAGGUUCCAGGUAUUACCCUUUUAACAGAACUGGUAUGAACAGCCUCUGCAGUAUCUUACAGGGUUCUAGAACAAGGUAACCAAUACUAGGUUGUAUAUGGUUUGAGAAAGCCUUCAGAAUAUUUUCAAUAAAACAUUUCAGUGUUUUCUCAGUACAUGUUCUGAGACUCUCAUGGAAUUGCCUGAAUUUGACAUGAAUUUUUAAUCUAUGCAACCAUGCCAACUAUGUAUUUCAGAUACAAAAAUAUAACUGGGUUUUCAUUCAAACAGGUUUGCAUUUAGAAAGCUAUUAUUGGGUGCAACUGUAUGCAUGUUUAGACAGAAAAAGGUGUCCAAUACCCAGCAUGUGCCAGCCAGCCACGCUGGCUGGAGCAAGCUAGGAUUUGCAGGAUUCCACCCUUAAAAUUUUGAGGAUUCCAUCCUAAAAUUGCCAUUUUAGCACAUUAUCUCAGUUGGAUUUAUUUGCUUAAGCCUUAUUUACCUUUUUGGUAUUUUAAAUUUUCAGAUUUAUUUGGAUUAUUAAAAUGCAUAUUAUAAAACUAGAAAGAUUGAGAUCUGUAACAAUUUUCUUAGUCAAUCUUGUUACUGUGUUUUCCAGUGAUCAUUUGUAAAUCACUGCAGCUGCAAACACAAACUGGAGGCUCUAACUGAACAAACCUACAAAUAUGAACAGUAUGCAAUAUUAAGGAAUGUUACUACUAUACAACAACAAUACAAAACUAAUAAAGGUAUUUUACAAAAACCA
Messenger RNA from Varanus komodoensis (Komodo dragon), 5439 nucleotides. RefSeq names its product karyopherin subunit alpha 5 (gene KPNA5). NCBI's taxonomy places the organism in Eukaryota, Metazoa, Chordata, Lepidosauria, Squamata, Varanidae. The transcript is spliced from 15 exons. Bases 143 to 1846 code for a protein of 567 amino acids. The record is from RefSeq and is a predicted model, not a curated record. Gene Ontology annotation, molecular function: protein binding; nuclear import signal receptor activity. Gene Ontology annotation, cellular component: cytoplasm; nucleoplasm; nucleus. Gene Ontology annotation, biological process: NLS-bearing protein import into nucleus.